AUGGAGGAUAGAGAAAUCAUGGCUCUCGCAUUUCGUGGUGUUUUGAGGAGUGCGGCAAGAAGGCUGCAAGUACGUAGCUAUGCUGAUGCUCCUAGGGGCGAUGAAAUGGCCCUUACAUUUGCUGCUGGAAAUAAGGUUUACUAUGACAAACAAGCAGUAAAGCAGGUUGAUGUGCCAUCCUUCAGUGGCUCUUUUGGUAUUCUGCCAAAACAUGUGCCUACACUUGCGGUUCUGCGUCCCGGCGUAGUUACUGUAACAGAAAAUGACGGUGCGCAGAAAAAAAUCUUUGUUUCUUCUGGCACUGUAACCGUCAACGAUGAUUCCUCAGUUCAGGUCUUGGCAGAAGAAGCCCACCCCUUGGAGAACUUAGACCGUGGUGCUGCACAAGAAGCUCUUAGCAGAGCCCAGAGUGAACUAAACUCUGCUGGUAACGAAAAGGCCAAAGCCGAAGCCGCUAUCGCUGUGGAGGUCGCCGAAGAGAUCGUAAAGGCGGCGACUGCGUAA
Arctia plantaginis is the source of this 504-nucleotide messenger RNA. The record is from the annotation of a GenBank genome assembly. NCBI's taxonomy places the organism in Eukaryota, Metazoa, Arthropoda, Insecta, Lepidoptera, Erebidae.